ACAUUCAACAUGGCGGCGACAUUGACGUACGACCAGCCAGUCAAUGCGGCGUCUACCUUUAAAUGCCUAUGGCUGUAGCCAUGCUGUCAGGCGCCACCUACGCUUACAGAUCAGCGUAUUGCGCGCGCACACAAGGAGGCGGAGAUGAUUUUGUUGUCAUCGUCGAAGACGAUUGAACGGCCAUGGCGUCAGAUUUUCACGCCUGAAAAGAAGUGAUUUUACGUCUCAGAGCCCGUGUUACCCCGACGUGAAGUUUAUCUGUGAGAAUAAGGACCCUUAUGAACGGACUUUGAGAUGUGGACUACCCAAACCCAGCUGUGCUCCUGGACCGAGUCUAUCAGGCGACCCCACACAUCCACGAGAACCAGAGCUGAUUUAGAUGGAUGAACCAGACUGAUGAGGACGCUUGACUUGUAGUUUCUCUGUUACAUUAGCAGCAAUGUCUGUCUCCACGGUUUUGGCGAAGGCGCUCUUUGACAACACGGCAGAGAGCCCGGAGGAGCUGGCUUUCCGGAAGGGAGACAUCCUGAUGGUUCUUGAACAGGAGCAGGGCGGCGGGCCGGGCUGGUGGCUCUGCUCCCUUCACGGCAGACAGGGCAUCGCCCCUGCCAACCGCCUCAAACUCCUCCAGACCGCCCCUCCGCCUUCUGAGGACUCCGUCUAUCUUACCCCCGGACUGGCUCGCACUGCUCUUGGCGGCAGUGCAGAGGACAUAGACGGAGUGUAUCGCUCCCCGCCUGGCGCGGGUGAGGGACGAGGUCCUGGAGCCGCUUCAAGACCUGCAGAGCUUCUUCGCAGAGUGGAGGGUGGGCGUCCACGCUCGCACUCCAGCUCUGGCACACGGCCCAGACCUGACUGGGAUAUUGGGGUGGCGGGGAGGCCACGCUCACCCUCUCUGAGAGGACGAGGAACAGACAUUACAGGAACACUUUACCAGUCUCCUGUUGGUCCCAUGCCACCGAGGCAACCAGGAUCUCUUGCAGCUUCAGAAUCAGUAUACCUUGCCCCCACUGGAGUACCUAGGGCAGCCGACGAGCCAGAAGACACUACAUAUCUAGUCCCGAGAGAAACAGAACAAUCCGAUGACUGUUACUUGGUGCCCAAAGGGACACCGCUUGCAGAUGAAGAGGUUUAUCAAUCCCCUACAGGAGGCAUCAUCUGCUCUAACGGUCCGUCGGUGGUCAACGGAUCCCCUGGUACUCUGCAGCCUAAAGUGAGCCAAGACUCACCCGGGAUGUACCAAACACCCACCGCUGUCGGAGCAAACCUUCACAGGACUCCAGCCACAGUUUUAGCCCACCAGCACCCAUCUUCACUAACCCCCACACAAGCAUCUCCCAGACCUCUGCAGAAAGGAGUCGCCCCCAACCCCGUUGCCAGGAGCAAACCCGGCCUGGCUUGUCACCGAGGAUCCCCUUUGCUGGUGAGAGCCGGGCAGGUUAGGGUUCCCGGAUCGCCGAAUUUCGCCCGCAAACCCCCUCCGCCUGCGCCCCCGGUGAGAGGUGUCACCAGGAAAGAUGCACAAGUUGCGUCAGCGGAUCCAAAGCCCGCUGCUCAGGUCUCGUCUGUGAGCGUGCAGCAGCAAGAUGCUGACAAACGGAAAGGAACGCCUCAGAGUAAAGAGGAAAAGACGAACAAUGGCGUGGAGAAAAGCAGCAGCGUGCCGAACAAAAGAGGAGAGAGUCAGGAUUAUUCAGAUGCUGGUGACGACCAGGUAUAUGAUACUCCUCCCAGUGGCAGGUGGCAGCGUCCGGUCCAGACUUCCCUUGGGGACGAUGAUGGCAUCUAUGACACCCCUCGAUAUGUCCCAUCACAAGCCGACUCUGAGAACGAGGUCUACGAUGUCCCCACCAUCUCCCUGAACAUGUCCACAUCUGAUGUCCAGCCUGAUGAAGUGGAUGAUGAAGUGUACAGUGUCCCUACGCUUCCCGGUCUGCCCCUGGGACCCGGGGAGUCCAUCAUCAGCAUCUCCGGAGAGGAGGUCUCCCAGGUUGUAAAGCUCUACAGUGUCCCUGGACCCGACAAACGAGCCAGCGGAGGAAGUCAUAAAAGAGACUCCUCUGACGCCGACUGUGGAAUCUAUGAUAUGCCUGCUUUGACUUCUGAAGUCCUCCCUCACUCUCUGUCGUCCUCCUCCACAUCCACCCGCAGACUUUCUGUUUCAAGUAACGGCUCCGGUGAUGUGCAGUGGCGGGCGUCCCUUUCCAGCCUUGUCCACGCCGUUCUGAGCGCAGCCUCCUCUCUGUCGUCUCGCGACCUGGCCACCUCGCUGGCUGAAAUCCUGUCCACCUGGAAAGCCAGCCAUUCGGACGAUCCUCCGCCGCCUCUCCAGCAGGCGUGGGCUCGCCUGUCGGACCUCCUGCCGGCGUUAUCCGCUGUCGGCAACGCUCUGCCAUCCGAAGGGCUGUUUUUGCUCGUCCAGCGCUCCCUCGAGGAGAGCGCCCUCCUCUUGCAGGCUCAGGGACGCCCUCGUCUGCCUUCCCAAGAUUCUCUCUCACGCAGGCCACUUCCUGCGCUCCCUGUGCCUGAUGGGAAGUCUUCAGGAGGUGGAAUGGGCUCCCGUAAAGGCAGCUGGAUCCAGGAGAGGCCCUUGCCUCCGACCCCUCAGCCUGCCUUCCCCUUGCCUCCCACUCCAUGCACUGUGACACUGACAGUGGGCCCAGUGGAUGGAGAAGAUGACCCCAGUAAUGAGUAUGCAGGGAUUGGCCUGACCCCCAUCCCUGCACCAGUUCCUACAGGAGACAGUGUUGGAUAUGUGAAGCUGCAGGGUAAACCCGAACCUCCUCACGAUGUCUUGACUGAGAACGGACAAACUAUCACUACAGAAUCAAGGUUGAGCCCAUCCCCCGCUCUCCCCAUGUCCCUCUCCCUGGAGGACUCGGAGCUGCUCUCCUUCUACUCUUCCCAGAGCCUCGCUCACCUCUCCUGCCUGGCCGACGCCAUUGAUGUACUCUUCAGCAGCGUGCAGGGGAACCAGCCUCCACGCAUAUUCGUCGCCAGAGGAAAGAGCCUCAUCGUGACAGCACACAAGCUGGUGUUUAUCGGGGACACACUGUCCCGUCUUCUGACCUCUGCAGACCUCAGAGCCAAGAUCACGACCUCUGGAGGACGACUCUGCCAGGCUUUGAAGUCAGUCGUUGUUGCAACAAAGGGCGCUGCUCAAAACUAUCCAUCGGUCUCUGCGACCCAGGAGAUGGUAGACCGAGUGGCCGAGCUCUCCCAGCAGGCGGCCGGCUUCUCCACACUGCUGCAGCGCCUGGCGGAAAUAUCCUCAUGAUAUUUCAUAUCACUCAACAUUAAAAAAAAAAAGAAAGGAACAAACUCUGUUUACACUACACAUACUUUCUCUUCUCUUUGAAAUGCCUUAUUUGUUGUACGACUCUUUCAUCACUUUUGGUUGGAGUGGGAUUGGAGCGAGUGUUGCUGUUGCGGGGAUUUGACUCUUCUGUUCUUAAAGUGUGUGUUGGUUUGCCUUUUGUUUAUAUACUGACCUCCGUGCUUUAACGCCAAGCACACUUCUCCUUUUGAGUGUUAACUUAUUGAACCUUUGAAGCUCCGCCGUGGCUUUCAGUGUCCGCAUGGGCUGUUUAUAUUGGGAGCUUUGCUUUAUUAUGUUUGCCAUAUUUUCCUCUCCUCACAUGAUAGCCAUUCUGUCCUUCCUUCCUUCCUUUAUUUAUUCAGCCAUCCCCCCCAUGUCCAAAAAUAGCACAGACGGAGGAGGCCUUGCAUCCUGGUUCUGGCCUACUUUUUUUUCUCGCUGCGAUACCUGAAAGGCCUUUUGUUGUUGUCAUUCUGAAACUGCUGAAGCAGCAUAUGAGGAGGUAUUUCGGGGCUCAAAAUGGAACGAGGUGGAAAAAGAAGUUUGCCUCGACUUCCACUCUUAAUCUGUGUAAGUAUGUGUCGUGUUGUACGCCAUUCCCACUGGAGAGCAACAUCAUCCCAAUCAGAAUCUCUCCCUACAUUUUCAGUCCUUCCCCGACCUGUGAAGAUGAAUACACACCCUGACCCCCAGAGGAUGCGAUUGUGAGAGAUUAAUGAUAGCUGGGUGACAAACUGCCUCAGUCCCCGUUCUUUCCCACAGUCACACGGUGUCUCUCCGAUGGAUAACAAACCAGUCGGCCGAGCUCACCUGUCUGCACACGUCUUGUUGUGAUGUGCAUGCUUACAUUUCUUUGCUUCUCAUCUUCUUCUUUUUUUCCCAUGAGAUUCUCACUGACGUCAAAAGUGCUUUUACACGUCUGCUUUGAUAUGUUCACGUUUGUGCUGUGAGGACGCCGCGUACAGUAAAACCCAAAGCUGGGUGAAAACAGAAAACACUAAACGUAAGAGAGCAGUAGAACUAACUGGAUUGAACAUCUCCUUGACUAUGUUACAUGGUUUUACACUUUUGCGUCAGGGUACAUGUAUAAAUAUUUGAUGUUCCCGUGUGCCCAGCCCUAGUUAAAACUGUGAAAUGAAGCAGAGCGCUCUUUUUUCCUUUUGAAAUGGUUGAAGUUUGCAUUUUAAAUCCUACUAACUAACCGCCUCUUAAGCAUCUCUAGCACUGUCUGAUGCGUACCAUCUCCCUUUAUAUCAUAGGUCAACCACAGGUGCUCUAAAAAGUUGAAUCCUAACACUUUCUGUAUCAUAAACUUCUUUUUCAGGUUUUUUAUAUACAAAAUUUGUGUCAUCAGGAAGUUGCAUUCUUAUCUUUUCAGUUUUGAGGCUGGGUUUGAAUCAGUAUGUCUUCUUGUUUUUUUUUACAUUUUCUCUGCUGCAGUGCCACUUUGUGGAGAUUUGAAGUAUUACUUUUGGAUCACCUGCCUGCCAUAACGGGCCAUUUGUUGUUUGUAUGGAGAGAGCCUGAUGGACGAAUAACCUUAAGCGCUAUAUUUAUUAAUGUCACUUUUUUGAAGACGUUUGUUUUCCAGUUUGCAUGGCUUUAAUUUUCUUACAUUUUAUAUAUGCACAUCCUUCAUCAGGGGAGACUUUACUUGGUAACUUGCAAUGAACAAAAAAGUUUUUUGUUUUUUUUCCUUUUGAAGAGUCUGUUACAGUUUAAAAAAACUGGCUGUAUUUCUUUUGUACAAGAAAGUUUUUUUUACACCAUGUGAACUCAUUUGGGUUUGGAUUUGCUGAGGCUCAGAGGUGAAUCUUUGACUUUUCUCCUUCAGUAAGCAGACCGAAACUCCUUUACUUUUAACACUACAUUUGAUGUCUGUCUUGUAUUCAUGUUCAGAAUGCACAAAUACAUCUUUUACAAUUAAACAAACGUGUUUAGUGUGA
This is a messenger RNA of Notolabrus celidotus (New Zealand spotty), 5265 nucleotides long. RefSeq names its product embryonal Fyn-associated substrate (gene efs). The coding region runs from base 440 to 3277 and encodes 945 amino acids. Gene Ontology annotation, cellular component: cytoplasm; plasma membrane. Gene Ontology annotation, molecular function: protein binding. The record is from RefSeq and is a predicted model, not a curated record. NCBI's taxonomy places the organism in Eukaryota, Metazoa, Chordata, Actinopteri, Labriformes, Labridae. Gene Ontology annotation, biological process: cell surface receptor protein tyrosine kinase signaling pathway; cell migration. The transcript has 8 exons.